AGAUUUUGUAAUUCAAAAAAUAUUUUAGUAAAAAAUAUUUGAUGUAUAUUUUUAAAUUUAUAAAUAUAAACUUUUUGAAAGCAAUGUAGUAGCAAAAUUGAAAUUAAAUCAAUAGAAGAUGGAUGAUAAGCAUUCUUUAAUUGCAAAUAUUGAAAUUUCAGAAGAUGAAGAAGUUGAACACGAGUUAUCUAAAAAACGGGUUCAUUUUGUAUAUCCUAAAUUUAAAUCAAAUGAAGAUAAUCUACCUUCUGCACAACUAACAAAUGAUGAUGGUGUGAACUCAGUUAUUGAAAGUACAUAUCAGCCAGAAAUUGAUAUUUUAACUGGUGAAAUGCCUACAAAUAUACCUUCAUCUUACAAAACUGUUGCUUGGCUGUCAUGUCUGUUUGGCUGCAUUCCAUUUUCUAUUGCUGCUGUUUUGAAAUCAAGGAAGGUUUCAAAACUUAUUGCAAAAGGAGACUUAAAGAAUGCUAAAGUUCAAUCAGAAGUGACAGUAAAAUUAGCUUCACUGGCUAUCAUUUUUGGAAUCAUAUUGAUUGUGUUUUUUAUUAUCGUAUACUUGCUGAGGAAGUACUUUUAAUUUUAUGGUGUUUUUCAGAUUUUAUGUCUUUGUAAUAUUUCAAUGUAUAGAGAUUUUAUACAUUUGUGAUAUUUUAAUGAGAUUUUACUAUAGUUUAGUUAUAGUGGUUGUUAUAAAAUGGUUAUUAUAAAAUUAUUAGCUAUGAAUUUGUUUGAAUUAUUUAAUUCUUUUAUUUUUUGAAUUUUUUUUUUUUGAUAGUUUUCUGUGUACG
Messenger RNA from Hydra vulgaris (swiftwater hydra), 791 nucleotides. RefSeq lists its product as uncharacterized. The record is from RefSeq and is a predicted model, not a curated record. Gene Ontology annotation, cellular component: membrane. NCBI's taxonomy places the organism in Eukaryota, Metazoa, Cnidaria, Hydrozoa, Anthoathecata, Hydridae.